CUCAUAGGUAGAAUUUCCGAACGCACUCCUAGCAGGUUAAAGCGACAUGGCUGCUCCAAGUUUCUUUCUUGCAAUACUUAACAUGACUACAACCAAAACAUAAACGCUAAAUGCGUUUUUUUAAAGAAUAAUACAAAGUGUGAUUGACAGUGAUUAUUAUAAUAAGAAUUUGAUAUUUGAUUGUUUUCCAGCAUAAAGUUUGACAAGAUUACCAUGCAAGCAAAUGAACAGGAAAGUGAUUCUAUAAUUUCUCUUCCAAAGGAUGAUUCUAUGAUUAGUGACAGUGACAUAAAGAAUAGUGAAACAAUGUCCGAGUCAUCAGCAUGUAAUGAGCAAAGCACUGAAAAAUUACGAACAGAAAACAUGUCUGAAUCCUCCCCAAAUGAAACGGAUGAUAUUUGCAAAGAAUCAGGAUUUAAGAAGCCGCUUUUACUGAUUGAACCAAAGCGGAGUAAGAUUGAAAAGUCUCAUAUAGUGAAUGAUAAUGUAAUUCUUUCAUCUUCUGAAUUCUUAUCUAUGAAUAAUGGAGUGAUCAAAGCUCUCGAUUUACAAAAAGGUGAUAAUAAAGAUAAGGGCGACAAGUCAAUCUUGGAGAAUUCUGUAGAAACGAAUGUUUUAUCUGAUGCAAAAAAUAUUCCUGUAUAUUUGGAACCGAAUUGGGGUGGGAAACCAACAGAGGAGUAUAAGUUAGAAGUUCUCAAAUCUGGUGUAAUUCUAGAGAAGAUUGAUCUAACCAAAAGAAGUUUUUAUUUGUUAGGCAGAUUACCUUCUUGUAAUCUGUCUCUUGCUCAUCCGACUAUCUCAAGAUAUCAUGCAAUUAUUCAAUACAGAAUGGUGGAAGAUGAGAAGAACUCUAAAGGUUUUUAUUUGUAUGACUUGGAAAGCACUCAUGGUACAUUUUGGAAUGGACAUCGUAUAAAACCGAGAACCUAUGUCAGAUUACAUGAUGGGCAUAUAAUUAAAUUAGGCGGUAGUCAGAGAAAAUAUAUACUACAAGCACCAAAUGAUCAAGAAGAGGAAUCUGAACUAUCAGUUACACAACUGAAGGAAAAACGAUUGGAAGAGUUGCGAGAACGAAAGAUUAGACAAGAAGAAGAAGAAGAGGCUGAAGAGAGAGCAAAACAGGCAGCAGAAAAUGAGGGUAUUGAUUGGGGAAUGGGAGAAGAUGCUGAUGAGGAAACGGACCUCACAGAAAAUCCUUAUGCUUCUAUGGUAGAUGAAGAACUAUAUUUAGAUGAUCCUAAAAAAACACUGAGAGGAUGGUUUGAAAGAGAGGGAUAUGAUUUGCAAUAUCAAGUAGAAGAAAAAGGGAUAGGACAAUUUUUAUGUUGGAUAAAUUUGCCUAAAGAAUGUUUUGGCAGUCGUUCCAUAAAAGCGGAAGCUCUUGUUAAAGGGAAGAAGAAGGAAUCCGUCAUUCAAUGUGCUUUGGAAGCCUGCAGAAUCUUAGAUAGGCAUGGAUUAUUAAGACAAGCUAAUCACGAGAGUCGAAGAAAGAAAGCAAAAAAUUGGGAAGAGGAAGAUUAUUAUGAUUCAGAUGAAGAUAACUUUUUGGAUCGAACCGGAAUAGUAGAAAAGAAACGUGAGCAGAGAAUGAAACUAGCUGGAAAAUUUGAAGAAAAAAUUGAAACUUAUAAUUCAUUGACUGAAAAACAUAACAAUAUGAUGAAUAAAAUUUCGCAUCUGACUAAUCGUUUAAAAGAGGCACAAGAAAGUAAUACUAAAGCGGCAGAAUCUAACCAGGAUUCUUUGGAUGCUUUUAUGUCUAAUCUAAAUACAUCUUCUUUAAGUAAAAGCGAUAUAAUAAAAACAAAGAUGGAAUUGCAAAACCUUCAUAAAGAAGAAAUAAAAUUAGUUAAAUUAAUAAAUCUUACAAAGCCGGCCAAUUUACCGCCUCUUAUUAGCCAAGUCCAGGCAGAAGAUAAAAAGGACGAUUUGCAGCAAAAAUCAAAAGCUUCCGUGAAGAAAAUUUCUCAACUUGAAAAAAGAAAAAAACUUUUUGAAGCAAAGAAUAAAGACGAUUUUGCAAGAGCACAAUUGUCAACUUUAGAUAGUAAUAAUGCUAUAGAUAAUGUCGAAGAAGAGGAAAAUGAAGAAGAAAGCGAAGAUAAUACGAAAGAACAAGUCGAACUUGAUACGACCAAAAAAUCUAUGCUAUUCAUGGAAGAAAUAAAAUCGCAGAAUUGCAUUAAAACCAAGGACGAACUGUGUACUUUAAAAAACAUCGAUACAGAACCAGAUAAACGAAACGCAAAGAUUGUAGAUGAUAAAAAACGAAGAAAAGAUAAAAAAAUGGAGAAAUCGAAAAUUAUGAAAAAGCAAUACGAUCAAGAUGUCCACUCGGAAGAUUAUUCUACAUGGACACCACCACAAAAUCAAUCUGGAGAUGGCAGAACAAGUCUUAAUGAUAAAUAUGGAUAUUAAGUUAAGGUUAAUGCUAUAUAUAAGAUAAAUAAUGUAAAUAUUUCCAAUCAAACUUUGAUAGUAUCUCACACACUCACACACACACACACACACACACACA
Camponotus floridanus (Florida carpenter ant) is the source of this 2521-nucleotide messenger RNA. RefSeq names its product kanadaptin. NCBI's taxonomy places the organism in Eukaryota, Metazoa, Arthropoda, Insecta, Hymenoptera, Formicidae. The coding region runs from base 214 to 2421 and encodes 735 amino acids. The transcript is spliced from 6 exons. Gene Ontology annotation, molecular function: protein binding; mRNA binding. The record is from RefSeq and is a predicted model, not a curated record.